AUGUUCAUACUCGUCUUGCUCGUCAUCAUACAUACGGUGGCGACGACAGAGACGCCCGCAAAAUGCAGUUAUGACGAAGAGAAGAAGGUCAACGAUUGCCUUCAGCCGAUGCUCAAUUAUGCGACAAAACUCCAAGAAGAAACCGGCGCGAUGCAGUUUCCGCUUCAAGGUGGACAUGUUUUCGAUCAAUUGUGCUCAAUUUACAACGAUUUCAAGGAAUGUGUGAGCUCGGUUAACUGCGACUCUUUGUCGAUUGAAGCGGUUCAUGCAUCCUAUCGGUACAUGUGCGGAACCGGCCAACCGGAAUUCCAUAAAUACGCCGGCUGUUUUGCAGAGGUUGAAUCAAAACGAGAAUAUAUCAGCUGCAAAAUAGCAGCCACACAGGCCAUCUCAGAAGCUCAAACAUCCAAGGCAAGCUCAACGGAGGAAUAUUUGUCGGAGAUGUGUCGAGCAAUGGAUGGAUAUUUGCGGUGUUCGCAUCCAAUCAUUUUGGAAAAAUGCGGUGAAAAUGCGUGGACACUCGUUUCAACGGUUACACGGGACAGUCUCGGAGUCACAAUGCCAAACUGCGAUAUGCACGCAGCCCUGUUUUAA
Molecule: messenger RNA, 594 nt
Organism: Caenorhabditis bovis
Lineage: Eukaryota; Metazoa; Nematoda; Chromadorea; Rhabditida; Rhabditidae
Source: the annotation of a GenBank genome assembly